Messenger RNA from Malaya genurostris, 1536 nucleotides. RefSeq names its product achaete-scute complex protein T8-like. The record is from RefSeq and is a predicted model, not a curated record. Gene Ontology annotation, molecular function: DNA-binding transcription factor activity, RNA polymerase II-specific; RNA polymerase II transcription regulatory region sequence-specific DNA binding; protein dimerization activity. Bases 272 to 1381 code for a protein of 369 amino acids. Lineage: Eukaryota; Metazoa; Arthropoda; Insecta; Diptera; Culicidae. Gene Ontology annotation, biological process: regulation of transcription by RNA polymerase II; developmental process. The transcript has a single exon.
ACGGAACAGGGGUUGCCUGCCUGUGAGUUCCGAACAACCCAGCUGGCCAUUGAAGGACUAACAAACCGGUAGUGCAGUUUCGCUGUUUGUGAUCGACCAAGUGCAAGUUGGCUGAUUGGCGCCAAAAACUCAACUUGCACCAGUAGAAGUGAUACAAUGUGGAACUGACAACCCAUCAGUUCUAGUCUAAAUCAACAAAUUCUUCUUGAUUUUGACUGAUUCUUUACGGGAAUUGUGAUAUUAAGUGAUACAAGUGUACGCCGAAACAAAAAUGGCUAUGUCUACAACCAUCAUGGUGAGAAAUAUUUCUUCGAUGAACCCGUUGAAACGGAUGAAGAUCAAAGAAAAUCAAGUGCUAUUUCCAGUCGGAUCCAGUGAUGACGACUAUGAUGAAAACGGAUCAACGGUAGUUCUGAAAAGAAAGAUUCCGAUCGGUACUCUGGGGAGUAUAGAAAAUGUCAUGUUUAAUAAUGUUAAUUCCGGAGAACUGAGAAAGCCGUUGGGUCAACUACAGGCCACCGUUCAGGCGUCGGGUCCAGGACGUCGUAAAAACUCGGAUCCAAAGAGUGCCAUCACAGCCGUAGAAAGGCGGAACGCUCGCGAGCGAAAUCGAGUUCAACAGGUUAACAAUGGUUUUGCUGCGUUACGCCAAAGAAUACCCGAGGAAAUCGCUGAAGCCUUCGAAACCGGAACAACACGAGGAGUUCACAAGAAACUAAGCAAAGUCGAAACUCUUCGUAUGGCAGUCGAAUACAUUAAAUGUCUGGAACGGUUGCUUUCCUUAGAUCCGGAGAAAGACGGUAGUGCCAUGAAGUUCCAAUCGCAGCUGCAACAGGAAACUCAACUUCCAGCUACUCCACCACCUGAACCGCCUCAGGCAAACAACAUUUUCCUGGCAAUAAAACCACGUGCCAUUGGAAAUAACAGCGGAACAUCCUUCGACCAGACUCAGAUUACCAUCAUAAAUGGGCACCAGUACAUCCGCAUUCCAGGAACGAACACGUUUCAGUAUUUGGAUCCGGAAAGUCUGUACGACGAGUCACAGAACGAUAGUUCGUUCUUCGCCGACAGCAGCUCAGCUAUUGAUCAGGAUGUAAUACUUGAGGACUCCACCGAUUUGAUGAGCGAAUCUUGCGCGGCUCUUUCCCCACAAUCCAACUUUACUAUGGAUCCCGAAGAGAAGCGAGAAGAAGUCAUCUACACUGGUCAUGCUUCGGAGGAGGACGAAAAGAUCGUUUCUAUAAUUAAUCAGCAACAAUACGAGGAUAUUAUGCUAAUCAAAAGUGAACUACAAGACGAUCACGAAGAAUCGUUGCUCCAGCAAACCGCCACCGAUCCAGCUUUUCUAGAGUCGAUCAAUUGGUUUGAGAAUCACCAUUAGUUGCCAUCGCAGCCGUUGGGUGGGACGGAAUGUAGCUGCAACAUACAGUCCCCAAUUUAUAACUAAGUUUGAAUAUGUGUACAUAAAAUUAUUUAUUUGAAAGUCGAAUUUUUUAAUAUUCUAAUUUUACGAACGUUUAAUUUAUUAGCUCCCAU